GCGCUCACGGAGGGUCUACAAUUUGUCAGAAAAAUAGAUUGUUUAGUUUUAGUCCUGGACUAACCUCGGUCAGCUGCGGAUUAGGUGAUCUGCUGAAAUUACUCCCUGCGCACAGUUUAUGAAAAUACACGUGUGUGUUGCAGGCAUGAACGCUGGGACAGGUGUCGGCGUCGCCAUCGGUGUUGGACUGCUGUUUCUUGGCUGUGUGCUUGUCUUGUAUUAUCUACACAAAACAGGGAGGUUGAAAUGGUUCACCGCCAGGGGUCGCCCUCGAAGAUCAUCAACUUCCAGCAGCCGUCGCCCGCUCGAACCAGACGACACUGAAUCCGUGGACGCCAUGCCACGUGUCACAGACGGUGACAUGUUCGCCAUCGCUGACGACCGCGACCGCGACCACGACCGUGAACAGGCUGAAGACGGUUACUUCUAUGACGAAGUGUUUGGAAGUUCGGCAUUUGAGGACGAAACCACGAAGGCAUCAAACAAAGAACUGUACAGUGCGUCAUCAGACGAGGUUCCUGACUUACUGCUGAGGGUGGAUCCAAUCAACUUUAAAUAACGACGCUAAUAUGAUCCAAGUUAUCGUUGUUCAAUAACCACCGCCCACACUCAUGACACAGGUUGUCACUGAAGAGGAGAGUAACUACACAGCAGACCUGAGUGGUCGCCCCUGGUUCAAGGAGGACUAUCACGUGCUAUUAGCCGUCCCAAUGCGUUUGAACCAGGAACUGUAGCAUUUUCUGUAUUGUUUCUGCCAAUCUAACAGCAAAUAAUUACCCUAAUUAUUUUUGGACAUUGUCUCACCUUCCCCCAGAACCCUCUUUACAACGUUUGGCCUUAGGCUGGCAUUAUUAUCUCCCUUUAAGAGAGGUCAAGUGUCACAGAACUAAUCCGAAGGUGAUUGUAACAUCUGGAUCGAUGCAUCUGUGCCAGGUGACUUGGCUGUGAUUACGUCCACCUGUCUUGACCCUGGGUAUUUUGUGUUAUAGCUAGGGGAUAUAUGUCAGCAUUGUGAGAGUAUGACAUAUUAUUAACAAUACCAUGUUAUUUGCAUGUUAUUCGUGUACAAUUUAGUCUUUGUAUAGUUCAUACCAGAACCACAUUUUGUUCUUUUACUGCAUCAAUAUGAAAAAAAUCAACAUUGAAAAAUAAUCUGAAUAUAUUGAAGAGCAAACAUAAUUGAGUAUGGAGAUAUAGUAUGAAGCGGAGUGCAAUACAUGUGCCUUGUAUUUAUCAUGCAAAUCCCGACCAGAUUACUAAUUCUAACGAUCAACAUAUCUUUUUUUCUGAACAGGAUAUCGUUUAUCGCAGUAGUAUUGAUAGAUUUAAUGCAAAGAUGUCCACGUGAACGUAGACCACUGCCCCUUCUGUGUUACACAUUAUGUCCUAAUCACGAUAGAGAAAACACGUUGUUUUUUAUGAAAUGAUUUACGCCAAAUGUCUGUGUAUAUUGUUAUUGUAACGAUUCUGCUUGAGGACAUAUCCCGAGGUAACCAUUCCUUCUGGCACUGGCUAACGGUGUACAUUGUGCCAAGCUUCUACGGUCUCCCAACUAUUUAUUCCAAUUUGUACAUACAUUAUAUCUUGUUAUGGUUAUGUCAAGAGAAUGUAUAUGCAUGUUGUUGAUUUCGGAGAUUAUAUGUGCGUUUUUAAAGGUUCCGAAUGUGAAAAAUUACAUCAGCACAACACGUGAUCUCAGCAAGAUUCAUCAUGGUGCAUGUGUAUUUCAUCACGUGAUCAACGUCACCGCCAUUCCAACGUACUGUUCUACGGUACACAUGUACGCGUGCGAUUCAUAGUAGUAAUAUACAGUAGAUUUAAAACAUGUAUGUUUACAUCGGCAUAUUUGGUAAUACGUUGUAACUUUGUGAUGUAGAAUUCUGAUUAUUUAGACAAUGUUCUUUGCGGUAUUAUCUGCUCUGAGUUGAUCUACGUUGUUAAAAUAUCUUGUCUUGGUUGGGGAGGGGAUGUGUGGGGGACGUGGGGGGGGACUUCAAUCAAGAUGUAUAUCAUGUUGGGCCGUUAAUCUGUGAUGUUGUGUUGUCACAGUUGAAGAUUGGUAUUUUUCUAUAAUCUAACGCUGUCAUUAGUGUGGGAAUGUGUAGGAAAAUGUUGAUUUUGAAAUCACAAUAUGUAUAAACAGAGCAUCUCCAGAACAAUACCGUCAGGGCAAAGGCUGACGGCCUCCACCGUUGUAAAUACGACCUCAUACUGCAACAACCCAUGUCGGAUACGAAUACAACAAUCGUGUGAUCCAGCCAAUCAGCCUAAAGAGACAAUUACGAUUCGAACGUAACUGCAUCGAUUUUGUGUCCUUCUGUGUAGUAGGUCUGUGACCCGCUUGAUGUAUCAUGUCACCUGUACACACCCUUAUACUCGUGUCUCCUCGUAUACUCAUACACUAACCUACCAUCCCAAUGUGUGUACUCCCUGAUUUGAAGGAGAGGCCGAUAACUUAUUACAGCAUUGACCUCUCACAUGCCUAUGCUGUGUUAAUUACAAUAGGUUCAACACGUGUGUACUAGAGUAAACGAUCCUCAUUGGCAUUGUGAAAGGGGUUGAUUCAUUAAUUCGUUGUACAAUGGACAAUACUCUCGUUUUCCCGUGUCACCCUUUAAAAUUGGAGAUUUAUUACAAGUCGCAUAGGUUGAGUUUAUGAGUCUGCAAUGCUUGUGUGACCACGGUCUGAGGUUAACCAGUUCAAAUAUCUCCUUAUCCGUGUUAGCAAUAUUCGUAGUAAAAGUGAUUUCAUGUUUGCUAUGAAAGAGGUUCAAAUUUCGUCCGAUCUUUUCUAUUCAUUCUAUUUUGUCGUUACACUAUCUAGCAUACACUGGCAUAACAAAGGGUAAGUCGGAGGUCUCUGGUGCGUUUAUUUCACAUACGUGUAUAUAUGUUAGUAAACCGUGUCUGUUUCAUUACCACUGACGCUGUAUGUGAUAUAUUGUGUAUGCGAGCAUGGUUAUCCAAUUAAACCAAAGAAGGGAAUGGUUGUCGGAGUGUAGUAAACGUCUUCCAGUUGCCAUGAACAUGAGCUGUCAUUGGAGAUUUAUCUGUGAAAGAUGUUAAACUAUGUAGGGAUGAGUGUACAGAACAUGCUAUUGAAGACUGCUGAUUGGGACGUGCAGUCUAACGUUGUGACGUUGGGAGUGGUAAUCAAGGGAGACUACUCUCAAUGCUGGUUGGACUGGUGUGUCACGGAACCUCGAUGGCAUCAACGUCCGUAGCAUCAUCACCUGCAACGUCAGCUACAAAUCCACAUGGUAGACCAUGGUGUUAUACGCUGACCAGACCGCUAUGGAAAUACUUGACCGAACAUAUGACCUGUCAUAUUGGUCGCACGCCUGGCAACGUCUUCAUCUACCGUGUGCAUAGUGUCCUUGGCGGUUGGGGCUAACAAUCCACCGGGUGUUGACUCACUGGUGUUAACCAUCAUUGUCCCAAGGUAUGCUUGAUGUUGUUCUCAAAUGCAUAUAUUUUUCUACAAGUGUGAGAAGACGUACCAUACGUUGAAUAUGUGUGGAUGUUGGCCCAUGUGAGUACUGACCUGGAGGAUCACAUGUAAAAUUAUUUGUACGCAACGAAUGAAACAUGAAUAAAAUAUUUUAUGACA
Haliotis rubra (blacklip abalone) is the source of this 3610-nucleotide messenger RNA. RefSeq lists its product as uncharacterized. Lineage: Eukaryota; Metazoa; Mollusca; Gastropoda; Lepetellida; Haliotidae. The coding region runs from base 119 to 559 and encodes 146 amino acids. The record is from RefSeq and is a predicted model, not a curated record. The transcript is spliced from 2 exons.